ACUUAAUCAAAUCUUGGACACUCUAAGCAAAAUUUUUUGGCUCCGUCACUGUUCAUACCUAAAUAUUGAAGAAAAAAAAUGUUGAUAAAGAGUGCUUCCUCUUUAAUAGUCCUUCUAUGGCGAGAUUCAAAUUAAUUGAACCCCAAUAAGAGUAUCGAACAUCGAAUGAAAUCCGAAAAUAAAUAAAAUUAAACAAGUACCACUAGUACAAGAAGGAAUCGUUUCAAUUUGCAUGUUACUAAGGACAAGUCAAUUCAUCAAAGGUCCAAAUUUAAUAUUGUGGCAAUGUACUACAACAACAACAACAAAAAAGUUUAGCUACAACUUUUUUUUCUGCUUAUAACUUUGUACAAAGAACAAACAUAACACAUUACCAAAGUUUUCAUAAAAACAAAAUCAAACAAACAUGGCAAUGAACAAUAUGAAUCGAUUUUCUUCGGGAGAAAUUGAACAUGGCGUUGGUGAUGGUGCAAAACGCGAACCAGGCAUUGCCCCUUUCGUAACAAAAACAUAUGAUAUGGUAGAGGAUCCGAAUACAAACUCUGUAAUCUGUUGGAGUUCAUCUGGUUCUAGUUUCGUUAUUUCUGAUCAUAACAGAUUUAGUUUCGAACUUCUACCAAAAUAUUUCAAACAUACUAACAUGUCAAGCUUCGUCUAUCAACUCAAUAACUAUGGAUUCAAGAAGAUUGGACUCCAGAAAUGGGAGUAUGGACAUUAUUGGUUUCAAGCAGGGAAAAAACACUUGAUAUCUAACAUAAAAAGACGAACAAAAAAUCUAAAUGCUCGUAGAGAUUUUAAUCAAGAAAAUUACUUUUACGGAGUAGGGGAAGAGAUGAGAAGCCAGAGAGAUCUCAACAUUACGUUGAAGUCAGAACUCGAGAAGUUGAAAGAGAGACAAGAUGAUAUGAUUAAGGGAAUCGCGUCUUUAAAGGAAUAUCUGGAGAGAUCAGAGGCAGAGUCAAGGAAAUUCCUCUGUUUUUUGGCAAAAGCAGUUAAACAAGUUGUUGCAACUAAACGUGGUACGAAACGUGAUGUAGAAGUUAGAGAUGUAAUUACGAGUAAACGUAGAGCUGAGGAUGUAACGGGGAGUAGUAAGAGCUCGGAGAAGAAUUGAAGAUAGAAGAAUGAAGCUAUAACAUCUAGUAUUUCCAUUCUUGAGAUUCACUUGCUUCUUUGUUUUAUUUUUACUUUUGUUGCUUGAUUUUCCCCGAAUCAUUACAUGGGAUAUGUUAUAGUUGUUGUCUGGUUUCGGAUUUUGUAAAUCGUGAUUUAUGUUUAUUUUGUGUACGUAAUACUGAACUUUUAUUAUCAACUAUAAGUCUAGUUGAUGUUAAAUUUCUUUAGCUUCUUCAUAUGUGUUACUCUUUUAUAUUAUGAAUCUUUUUAAUGAAAAUCAUAAU
Molecule: messenger RNA, 1400 nt
Organism: Solanum lycopersicum (tomato)
Lineage: Eukaryota; Viridiplantae; Streptophyta; Magnoliopsida; Solanales; Solanaceae
Product: heat stress transcription factor A-6b-like
Biological process (GO): regulation of transcription by RNA polymerase II
Cellular component (GO): nucleus
Molecular function (GO): DNA-binding transcription factor activity; RNA polymerase II cis-regulatory region sequence-specific DNA binding
Source: RefSeq, a predicted model, not a curated record